AUGCAUCUUAGUUUUUUGACAGCAAUCAGUGCAACAACAGAAGAAAUCUUACAAGGCAUAGAAGGAGCUGAAAAUAUAGUUCGCUACUCAUCCCUAAUAUUACGAGUUGCUGAUGACUUGGGGACAUCCUCGGAUGAGAUUGAAAGAGGCAAUAAUCUAAAAUCAAUUCAAUGUUAUAUGCAUGAGACUGGUGCAACUGAAGAAGAAGCUAGAAAGUAUAUCGAAUUAUUAAUCAUCAAGACAUGGAAGAAACUUAAUAAAGCCCGAGAAGGUGCAAAGUCUCGAUUUUCAUGGGAAUUUAAUAAUGGUGCUACAAACCUUGCUAGAUUUGCACAAUAUAUGUGCUCCAAUAGAGAUGGCUAUGGUCGUCCAUAUUUGACAAAGUCGCAAGUAAUAUCUCCGUUCUUCAAUCCAAUCCUAGGAAUCGAAUAG
This is a messenger RNA of Lactuca saligna, 432 nucleotides long. The record is from the annotation of a GenBank genome assembly. Lineage: Eukaryota; Viridiplantae; Streptophyta; Magnoliopsida; Asterales; Asteraceae.